UGACCUUGCAAAAGUCCAUCGACUUAAUACCCUUGCUACCCAAUGCAGGACCAACGGGUGGACUUGGGCUGGCUUGCCCGGCUCCCACGAUCAAUUUGACAAUCUGAUCGGCAGCCGCCGAGGCGCCACGUUUCGACAUAUUGUUCGGAGAUGAUUCCUGGCGGUUGAUCGGGAGUCGUAGGUAGUAUAAAGCCCGGGGCUUCGCGGCUAGAUGGAUCGAAGACGAAAUCCAGAAACCCGUCUUUUCGCAAAUCCACACUAGCCACAACAAGCAGACUACAGAGCUUGAGUGGGCAUGUCUUGGCAGUGACCAAUGCCUAUCUCAUACUUUAUCGAUAGAUGACGCCACAGCGCCAAAACACCCCGCCAAAGACCACUGCUCUCCCUACUCCUGCAUAACCAUUGCCAGCCAGACAUACAGCUAAGCUUAGGUAGUUCAAGGUCGUAGCCAAAAACUACUUAUCUCCCAACACUACAUCUCUUCACAGCCAAAGACGUCGGAAAAACUCGCAAAAUCUUGCAUGACUUGUCAUUUCUCCUAUCGUCAACUGCACUUAUUUCAUAGCAGUAUCUAUCCCUUUAAGCUCCAAAUUCGAUAACCAUGUUCAACUGGGCAAAGCAAACUUUGGCAAACGUCGUAGGCACUGAAGAGCCGAUAUACGGCCCGUCAGCUAUCAAAUCCGUUGCCGAAGAUGCCAAGUCCACACCAUACACCGAAAUAUCCAGGGAUGACCUGAAAUGGACUGCUUUAGAUCAGACAUCGGUUGAGACGCAGGUGUUUUACUUCACGGCCGAUAGCGGGCAUGUUGGGCUCGCUCAGAUCAUAUAUAGUAAUGUAGCUGGUAUUCGCACCACAGUUCAGUUCAACUCCAAGGUCUUCUACACCGACAGGUCUAAACCACACCUCUGGUGCUCCAACCCAUUGACCGACUAUACCUUCAGUGAUGACAAGACCUCAUUUUACGCCAAAGACUGCGCAGUCGAGUUAUCAGAGGAUGGCAAAUCGUACACGAUCAAGUCGAUAAACGAUGAGCGAUCCAUUGUCAACCUCAAGUUGACUAGGACAGCUCCCGGCUUCGUGGCCGGCAAGGAUGGCAAGACCCUGUACGGCACUGACUUGGCGAACCCUUGGGGGUCGAUGAGGCAUGCCUUUUGGCCAAGGUGUGAGGGAGAGGGAAGUAUUGUGACACCAGAUGGUCCUAUUGACUUCAAGGGAAAGGCCGUUUUCAUCAUGUGUCUUCAGGGCAUGAAGCCCCACCAUGCGGCUGCCCAGUGGAAUUUCCUAGACUUUCAAGGUCCGAACUACUCCGCGAUUCUUAUGGAGUUUACAACACCUCCUUCCUACGGGACUACAGUGGUAGAUGUCGGCGGAAUAGUCAAGGAUGGCGAAAUUGUCACAGCUGGUACUACCUGCCGCGCGACGCACACUCAGACAAAGCAGGAUACUGUAAACGGCUGGCCUGAGCCGACGGCGGCAAAAUACACUUGGUCAGGCACGACCAAAGAUGGAAAAGAUAUCGAAGCUGCGAUCGAGGGCCCAACUGAAAGGCAGGAUUGUGUAGAUGUUAUGGCAGAGGUUCCAGGUUUUGUCAAGACUAUCGUUGCUAACGCAGCAGGGACUAAGCCGUAUAUUUACCAGUUCGCUUCGUCCAAGCCUGUCACGCUGAAAUUGAAAAUUGGUGAUGAGGAGAUCGCAGAAGAGGGUCGCACAUUUUCAGAGGCCACAUUUAUAUCUUCUAUUGAAGAGGCGAAGUAAUAUAAUCAUGCUAGGGCUAUGCCACUACAUGGGAAUUGUUGAUGCCCAUGUGUCAUGCGAAUUAGCAGAUGUCUUCAACAUCUAAUGCUGCGGGCCGUCUCUCAUGCUAGGCUAUUCUGGAAAACGGCACAGUUGAUACAAGAGACGCAUCCCUAUG
Xylaria bambusicola is the source of this 1913-nucleotide messenger RNA. Its product is annotated as survival factor 1. Gene Ontology annotation, cellular component: cytoplasm. Lineage: Eukaryota; Fungi; Ascomycota; Sordariomycetes; Xylariales; Xylariaceae. The transcript is spliced from 4 exons. Gene Ontology annotation, biological process: response to oxidative stress. The record is from RefSeq and is a predicted model, not a curated record. Bases 602 to 1756 code for a protein of 384 amino acids.